GACAAGGUUCCUGAUGGUGAGGACAAGGUUCCUGAUGGUGAGGACAAGGUUCCUGACUGUGAGGACAAGGUUCCUGAUGGGGAGGACAAGGUUCCUGAUGGUGAGGACAAGGUUCCUGAUGAGUAGGACAAGGUUGUUGAUGGUGAGGACAAGGUUCGUGAUGGUGAGGACAAGGUUCCUGAUGGUGAGGACAAGGUUCCUGAUGGCGAGGACAAGGUUCCCGAUGAGUAGGACAAGGUUCUUGAUGGUGAGGACAAGGUUCCUGAUGGUGAGGACAAGGUUCCUGACUGUGAGGACAAGGUUCCUGAUGGGGAGGACAAGGUUCCUGAUGGUGAGGACAAGGUUCCUGAUGAGUAGGACAAGGUUGUUGAUGGUGAGGACAAGGUUCGUGAUGGUGAGGACAAGGUUCCCGAUGAGUAGGACAAGGUUGUUGAUGGUGAGGAAAAGGUUCGUGAUGGUGAGGACAAGGUUCCUGAUGGUGAGGACAAGGUUCCUGAUGGUGAGGACAAGGUUCCUGACUGUGAGGACAAGGUUCCUGAUGGGGAGGACAAGGUUCCUGAUGGUGAGGACAAGGUUCCUGAUGAGUAGGACAAGGUUGUUGAUGGUGAGGACAAGGUUCGUGAUGGUGAGGACAAGGUUCCUGAUGGUGAGGACAAGGUUCCUGAUGGCGAGGACAAGGUUCCCGAUGAGUAGGACAAGGUUCUUGAUGGUGAGGACAAGGUUUCUGAUGGUGAGGACAAGGUUCCUGAUGGUGAAAACAAGGAUCCUGACGGUGAGAACAAGGUUCCUGACGGUCAGGACAAGGUUCCUGACGGUGAGGACAAGGUUCCUGAUGGUGAGGACAAGGUUCCUGAUGGUGAGGACAAGGUUCUUGAGGGUGAGAACAAGGUUCCAGACGGAGAGGACAAGGUUCCUGACGGUCAGCACAAGGUUCCUGAUGGUGAGGAGAAGGUUCCUGAUGGGGAGGACAAGGUUCCUGAUGGUGAGGACAAGGUUCCUGACGGUGAGAACAAGGUUCCUGACGGUGACGACAAGGUUCCUGACGGUGAGGACAAGGUUCCUGAUGGUGAGCACAAGGUUCCUGAUGGUGAGGACAAGGUUCCUGAGGGUAAGGACAAGGUUCCCGAUGAGUAG
Paramuricea clavata is the source of this 1134-nucleotide messenger RNA. Lineage: Eukaryota; Metazoa; Cnidaria; Anthozoa; Malacalcyonacea; Plexauridae. The record is from the annotation of a GenBank genome assembly.